Molecule: messenger RNA, 1014 nt
Organism: Caenorhabditis remanei
Lineage: Eukaryota; Metazoa; Nematoda; Chromadorea; Rhabditida; Rhabditidae
Exons: 8
Coding region: 1-1014 (337 amino acids)
Biological process (GO): sensory perception of chemical stimulus
Cellular component (GO): membrane
Source: RefSeq, a predicted model, not a curated record
AUGAGAAUCUUCCAUUUUCAGAAUAUCACCGUCAUGCAUUAUCUAAUAUACUAUAGUUCAAACCAAUCCAAGAUAGAUGACACGUGGUUUUACUACCAAGUAUUGACAUAUUUCGAGUUCGCAUGCAUUUGCAUCAGUUAUCCACUAGUAAUAUUCCUUGGCUUUCAACUAUUCAAACACAGAAUAUUCCAUCAAAAUCUUCAAAAUUGUGUGAGAGCAGCAGUAGUGGAGUAUUUGAUCCAGCUCACUUCUCGAAGUAUUCAAAUAUUUUUGAUUUUCAAUUCGAAAGAAAAUGGAUUGGCAUUCUACUAUGCAUCUCUUGCUCGAUGUACUUGUUAUUUUUUCGUUUCUUUCUCUCUUCCUGGAUUUGUGAUCGAACGAUGUUGCGCUUCAUAUUUUCUCUCAGAUUAUGAAAAACGAAGUCGACAUUAUAUAAGUAUUUUCCUACUCUCUGUUUCUGCUGGAAGUGGUCUUUUACUAUCUUAUCUAUAUCACCAAUCUGAAAGUACCCUGGUUUAUCACAUAAUUGUACUUGUUAUCAAUAUCAUCUCAUCAGUUGUUUUGGCGAUAAUUGAAAAGUACAAUUACAAGAGACUUCACGAGAGUUCAAAUUUAAGAAAGAGCAAAAGAGAAUACUCGUUGGCUGAAAGAUUUCAGAUCUCUGAAAAUAUACGUGUUUGUGAGCUUAUGAAAACAAUCAUAAACGUUGUCGCUCUUUUCAAUCUCUUAUCUACCGUAUCUGCUGCGUUGGAUAAUUUUGAUUUAUCCCCGACAUUCCUGAAUGUGGCUGCAACAUUUUUCAAUUUCUGUGUACUUACUUAUGGAUCACUCGUUUUCUUCCUUUUCUAUUAUCUAAUUCCACAAUUCAAAAAUGAACUGAAGGCAGUGUUUAUGAGAAUGAGACUCGUGAAUCCAGUAUCCCCGUUUCCUGAUAUUCUCAAAGAGAAACCAAUGCAAAUGGCUGCGAAAGAAACCGAUGAAUAUUUCUCACAGCUUCAAAAACAAUGGCUUUAA